UCCCAGAAGGGAGCUGCUGUCUGAGGAAGAAACUGCAUCUUCACUCGCCAGCCACGAGAGGACCUGGGGUCGCGCUGGGCGCCCGACGGACCCUCCUCAGGGACCCGCCUGCCCCACGCCGCCCGGCCCUGCCGGGCCCUCCGCACCAGGUUCCCCAGCCGCAGCCUUACCUGCGGGCUCCAGAAUCCCCAGGGCUUCCAGAGGAUGCUCGGGCCACCGACAGGGACCUCGGGGCAGCAGUGAGGGGGGCACGCAGCCCCCCAUUCAGCUCCUGUCCUCCUGUGCCAGGGGCUCCCCCCGGGUACGAGCAUGGUGGUUUUCCCUUGGAGCCCCCUGGCUUGGUACGUCUGAGAAGAUGCCUGCCAUGAGGCUGUUCACUUGCUUCCUGCAGCUCCUGGCUGGGCUGGCGCUGCCUGCUGUGCCCCCCCAGCAGUGGGCCUUGUCUGCUGCGAACGGCUCCUCAGAGGUGGAAGUGGUGCCCUUCCAGGAAGUGUGGGGCCGAAGCUACUGCCGGGCCCUGGAGAGGCUGGUGGACAUCGUGUCCGAGUACCCCAGCGAGGUGGAGCACAUGUUCAGCCCGUCCUGCGUCUCCCUGCUGCGCUGCACGGGCUGCUGUGGCGAUGAGAACCUGCACUGUGUGCCAGUGGAGACGGUCAACGUCACCAUGCAGCUCCUGAAGAUCCGCUCCGGGGACCGGCCCUCCUACGUGGAGCUGACGUUCUCUCAGCAUGUGCGCUGCGAGUGCAGGCCUCUGCGGGAGAAGAUGAAGCCAGAAAGGAGGAGACCCAAGGGCAGGGGGAAGAGGAAGAGAGAGAAGCAGAGACACACAGACUGCCACCUGUGCGGCGAUACUGUUCCCCGGAGGUAACCAGCCCCUCGGAGGAGAGAGACCCCACACCCGGCUCGUGUAUUUAUUACCGUCACACUCUCAGUUACCUCCCUGCUGGCACCUGCCCUCUAUUUAUUAGCCAAUUGUAUCCCUGCUGAAUGACUCACUCCCUCCAAGAGGAGGGGCAGGGAGGGACAGGACCCUCAGGAAUUCAGUGCCUUAAACAGAACGUGAGAGAAAGACAGAAGACAGACCCAUGUGGCUUCAGCUUGGGAAGAAGCAAGAUGUGUGGCUUUGUGAGGGGCAGGCCAGGCCCCAGAGGCUCUGGGGGUCUCCAGGGGGCUGGAGAGGGAAGGACCGGAGACCCACCGCCUGCCCCCCGGCCUUGGGCUCUGCACGGACCAGCAGCCCUUGCUGGGGGCGCUCCCGGCCGGGGUGGGAGUGGGGGAGCUUGCUCCCAGUGGCCCUGCUGGGAGGGUGAGCAGGCAGCAGCUCUGCCCCUGGAGAUCAGAACGUUCAGCUCUGAAGAACAGUGGUUGCCUGGGGGCCUUGGCCACUCCUUGUCCCCUAGGUCUGGCCUCACAUCUUGCCACUGCUUGUGCUGGGACAUUGUUCUUUACGGCUAAGGCGUCACCAUCCUGCCCCUCCCAGGGACACAGGCCAAGAGUGGCCCCAGGCUGGACAUGGAGCAAGCUGCCCCCGCGUGGCUGUUUGACCGCCAAGCCAGAUUCUCUUGAAUAAAGUAUUCUAGUCUGGAAACAGCUUUCCAGGGGAGUGUGUCUGCCAGAGCAGCGGGCAAUAGCAGGAAAUGGAAGCAGGACAGAAGUAAAAGGGACCGUGGGCUCCAAGGCUGCCCGGGGAUAGCUCCAGCCUGCUCCUGCAGCUCCCUGGGCAUCUUCUCCCAGGUGCUUUAGGCACAACCCUGAGGCCCGCUCCUCCCAUAAUGAGGGGUUCCCAGGAUGGAGGCUUGGCCCCAAACUUGGGAGGCCCUGACCCCAGCCCCCCCGAUCACCCUCAAAUUCUAGAGCCCAGUCCCCUUCCUCUCCCCCCAGGGCCACCCUAUACCC
Molecule: messenger RNA, 1896 nt
Organism: Balaenoptera musculus (blue whale)
Lineage: Eukaryota; Metazoa; Chordata; Mammalia; Artiodactyla; Balaenopteridae
Gene: PGF
Product: placental growth factor
Exons: 7
Coding region: 356-868 (170 amino acids)
Biological process (GO): induction of positive chemotaxis; positive regulation of endothelial cell proliferation; positive regulation of mast cell chemotaxis
Cellular component (GO): membrane
Molecular function (GO): vascular endothelial growth factor receptor binding; growth factor activity; chemoattractant activity
Source: RefSeq, a predicted model, not a curated record